This is a messenger RNA of Oryctolagus cuniculus (rabbit), 7172 nucleotides long. It is a transcript of the gene ATP10B, whose product is annotated as ATPase phospholipid transporting 10B (putative). Gene Ontology annotation, molecular function: magnesium ion binding; ATP hydrolysis activity; ATP binding. Gene Ontology annotation, biological process: phospholipid translocation. The record is from RefSeq and is a predicted model, not a curated record. Gene Ontology annotation, cellular component: plasma membrane. NCBI's taxonomy places the organism in Eukaryota, Metazoa, Chordata, Mammalia, Lagomorpha, Leporidae.
GGAGUCACAACAUUAUAAUUGCCUCACAUUUAAUUGCAAGCAUUGAAAAAUGCAGAUGGACAAAGUCAUUUUUGUGCCAUAUAUAGAGAAAACAAUCACUCUGGAUUUCAAUAUCGCUGGCUCCCUGAUUCACUGAAAGCAGGAAUUUAUACAAGAGCCAUGUCUAACAGUGGUGCUGCUAUGAAAGUGGACAACUGAGCCCGAAAACACUGCCUCCACUGUUCUGGGGCUGGGCCCCACGCUCAGAGCCUUGCUAUUCUCUUUCACUUUGGGGCCUGGCGAGGCAGCUUGCUUUUCCAUUUUCUUCCAUUGGCCACAUUACUUUUUUUUUUCAGUGAAUCUUCUGUUGGCUUCCAGGGGAAUGUUAGCUUAAGGCCUUGCCUUGCCAUCCUCAGAUAAAAUCAAAGAAAUGAAAAAUGCCAUAGGAAAGCAAAAUAGCGUAGCCAGGGUGUACAAGAGGAAUACCACCAGUUUCAAGCACUGCUUUGCAUAGCUUCUAUGGAGCCUGCUCAUUAGGGACGUCAGCUUUUCUGGGGCUGUUUCGAUAGGAAGAUCAGGACUGACUGGUGACAUUUGUUUCAGUGAAAGCAACAGUCUGAACAGCCCUAGGCUACUGCUGCUGGAAAUGGCCAUCUCAGUGGACUCGUCUUGGCCGCGGUGGCAGUGGAGAGUGGAUGACGGCUUCCCGCAGUCUCCAUCAGAAACCACCCCACUGCUCUCUGCGGAGACGGGAAGGCAGCACUCCCGUGGGACACAGCAGCGGGUCGUGUUCCCCAACAACAGCACAUUCCAGCAAGACUGGGAGAAGGUCUCCAGGAGAUACUCCAGCAACAGAAUCUGCACCACCAAAUACACCCUCUUCACCUUCCUGCCCCAGAAUCUCUUUGAGCAAUUUCAUAGAUGGGCCAACCUCUAUUUCCUGUUCCUGGUGGUUCUGAACUGGAUGCCCUCCAUGGAGGUGUUCCACAAGGAAAUCACCAUGUUGCCGUUGGCCAUAGUCCUGUCUGUAGUCAUGGUCAAGGAUGGCAUAGAGGACUUCAGGAGACACCGCUUUGACAGAGCAAUAAAUACUUCCAGCAUCCGAAUAUAUGAAAGGAAAGAGCAGAGGUACGUGCAGAAGUGCUGGAAGGAUGUGCGAGUGGGAGACUUUGUCCAGAUGCGGUGCAACGAGGUCAUCCCAGCGGACAUACUCCUCCUCUUCUCCUCGGACCCCAGUGGGAUCUGCCACCUGGAAACCGCUAACCUGGAUGGAGAGACCAACCUCAAGCAGCGGCGUGUUGUCAAAGGUUUCACCCAGCAGGAGGUGCACUUCCAGCCGGAGCAUUUCCACAACACCAUCGUGUGUGAGAAACCCAACAACCACCUCAACAAGUUCAAGGGCUACAUGGAGCACCCCGACCAAACCAGGACUGGCUUUGGCAGUGAGAGUCUUCUGCUUCGAGGCUGCACCAUCAGAAACACAGAGGUGGCUGUUGGCAUCGUCAUCUACGCAGGCCAUGAGACAAAAGCCCUGCUCAACAACAGCGGCCCGCGGUACAAGCGAAGCAAGAUUGAGCGGCGCAUCAACACAGACAUCUUCUUCUGCAUCGGCUUUCUCAUCCUCAUGUGCCUUGUUGGAGCUGUAGGCUACAGCCUCUGGAAUGGGACCUUUGAAGAGCACCCUCCUUUCGAUGUGCCAGAUGCCGAUGGCAGCUUCCUCUCCCCUGCCGUGGGAGGCGUCUACAUGUUCCUUACCAUGAUCAUCCUGCUCCAGGUGCUGAUCCCUAUCUCUUUAUACGUAUCCAUUGAGCUGGUGAAGAUUGGGCAAGUGUUCUUUCUGCACAAUGACCUUGACCUGUACGAUGAAGAGGCAGAUAUGUCCAUUCAGUGUCGAGCCCUCAACAUCACUGAGGACCUGGGCCAGAUCCAGUACAUCUUCUCUGACAAGACAGGGACCCUAACGGAGAACAAGAUGGUGUUCCGGCGUUGCACCAUCAUGGGCAGCGAGUACUGUCACCAGGAAAACGCCAAGCGACUGGAGACUCCAAAGGAGCUGGACUCAGACAGUGAAGAAUGGACCCAAUACCAGUGCCUGUCUUUCCCAGCCAGAUGGGCUCAGGGCCCAGCAACACUGAGAAGCCAAGGAGGUGCCCAGCCUCUAAGGAGGUGCCAGAGUGCCCGGGUGCCCAUCCAGGGCCAUUCCCGACAGAAGUCCGUGGGACGCCGUGAAAGCUCACAGCCUCCUGUGGCCUUCAGCAGCCCCAUAGAAAAAGAUGUGACUCCUGAUAAACACUUACUUACCAAGGUGCGAGAUGCUGCCCUGUGGCUGGAGACCUUGUCAAACACCAGACCUGCCAAGCCUUCCUUCUCUACCGCUUCCUCCAUUGCCGACUUCUUCCUUGCCCUAACUAUCUGCAAUUCCGUCAUGGUGUCCACAACCACGGAACCCAGGCAGAGGGUCACCGUGGCACCCUCAUCCAAGGCUCUGGGCAUGUCCUUGGAGAAGAUUCAGCAGCUGUUCCAGAGACUGAAGCUGCUAAGCCUCAGCCAGUCAUUCUCAUCUACCGCACCCUCCGACACAGACCUGGGUGAGAGUUUGGGGGCCACCGCACCCACCACAGACUCAGAUGAGAGAGACGAUGCAUCUGUGUGCAGUGGAGGCUACUCUACCGAUGGUGGCUAUAGGAGCAGCGCAUGGGACCAGGGUGACAUCCUGGGGUCUGGGUCAGGCGCCUCAAUGGAGGAGGUGCCAGAGGCUCCAGCUGGAGGCCUGGCCCAGCCUGAACUUUGUUACGAGGCCGAGAGCCCUGACGAGGCAGCCCUGGUGCACGCUGCCCAUGCCUACAGCUUCACACUGGUGUCUCGGACACCUGAGCAGGUGACCGUGCGCCUGCCCCAGGGCACCUGUCUCACUUUUGACCUCCUCUGCACCCUGGGCUUCGACUCUGUCAGGAAGAGAAUGUCUGUGGUCGUGAGACACCCGUUGACUGGUGAGAUCAUCAUCUACACCAAGGGCGCCGACUCUGUCAUCAUGGACCUGCUGGAAGACCCAGCCUGCGUGACUGACACCGAGGUGGAGAAGAAGCUGAAGAAAAUCCGAGCGCGGACCCAAAGGCACCUGGACAUGUAUGCGAGAGACGGCCUCCGCACACUGUGCAUCGCCAAAAAGGUCAUAAGCGAAGAGGACUUCCAGAGAUGGGCCAGUUUCCGGCAUGAGGCUGAGGCAGCCCUUGACAACCGAGAGGAGCUUCUGAUGGAGACAGCACAGCAUCUGGAGAAUCAACUCACCUUACUCGGAGCCACUGGAAUUGAAGACCGGCUGCAGGAAGGCGUCCCAGAUACCAUCGCUGCUCUGCGGGAGGCUGGGAUCCAGCUCUGGGUCUUGACGGGAGAUAAGCAGGAGACGGCGGUCAACAUCGCCUACGCCUGCAGGCUGCUGGAUCAGACUGACACUGUGUACUCCAUUCACACAGAGAAUCAGGAAACCUGUGAAUCCAUCCUCAAUUGUGCGUUGGAAGAGGUGAAGCAAUUUCAUGAACCACAGAAGCCACGCCACAAGUUCUUUGGAUUCCUCCUACCUUCCAAGAUACCAUCAGUCAUUCCAGGAGCUGCAGUUCCAGAAGUGGGAUUGGUCAUUGAUGGAAAGACACUGAAUGCCAUUUUCCAGGGCAAGCUGGAGAAGAAGUUUCUGGAGUUGACCCAGUACUGCCGGUCUGUCCUGUGCUGCCGCUCCACCCCUCUCCAGAAGAGUAUGAUAGUCAAGCUGGUGCGAGACAAGUUGAGCGUCAUGACCCUCUCCAUAGGUGAUGGAGCAAAUGAUGUAAGCAUGAUUCAAGCUGCUGAUGUUGGAAUUGGAAUAUCCGGGCAGGAAGGCAUGCAGGCCGUCAUGUCCAGCGACUUCGCCAUCUCCCACUUCAGGUACCUCAAGAAACUGCUGCUUGUGCACGGCCACUGGUGCUACUCCCGCCUGGCUAGAAUGGUGGUGUACUACUUCUAUAAGAACGUGUGCUACGUCACGCUGCUCUUCUGGUACCAGUUCUUCUGUGGGUUCUCUGGCUCCACCAUGAUCGACUACUGGCAGAUGAUCUUCUUCAACCUCUUCUUUACCUCCCUGCCGCCCCUCAUCUUUGGAAUCCUCGAUAAAGACGUCUCUGCAGAGACGCUGCUGGCACUGCCCGAGCUCUACAAGAGCGGCCAGAACUCUGAGUGCUACACUGUGUGGACGUUCUGGAUCUCCAUGGUGGACGCUUUCUACCAAAGCCUCGUCUGUUUCUUCAUUCCUUACCUGACCUACCAGGGCUCCGAUAUUGAUGUCUUCACCUUUGGGACCCCGAUCAACACUGUCUCCCUCACCACAAUCCUCCUGCACCAGGCAAUGGAAAUGAAGACCUGGACCGUCAUCCACGGGCUCGUCCUGCUAGGCAGCUUCCUCAUGUACUUCGCGGUGUCCCUGCUGUACAAUGCCGUCUGCGUCACCUGCAACAGCCCCACCAAUCCCUACUGGGUGAUGGAAAGGCAGCUGGCAAACCCUACGUUCUACCUCGUCUGCUUCCUCACACCUGCCGCGGCUCUUCUCCCAAGGUACUUUUUCCUGUCUCUACAAGGAACCUAUGGGAAGUCUCUGAUCACAAAAGCUCAGAAAAUUGACAAACUGCCCACCGACAAAAGAAACCUGGAAAUCCAGAGUUGGAGAAGCAAACAGAGACCUGUCCCUAUCCCUAAAGCAGCUCGGCCCGCCCAGCAUCCAGUGCCCCCUGUCCCAGAACAGAGCUUCCGGAGCAGCACUCCAAAGAGCCCUUCUAAGCAGAAGCACGUUGAGGACUGGGUGUUCCACGGACAGAGAAGCAGCACGGCACAUACGAUGGAUGACCCGUGCUCGGGGGACUCCUCAGCCAAACCCUCCUCUGGGGAGCACCUGCUGGGGCCUAACAGGACAGCGCUUCCUGGAGCCUACAUGGCCGGACAGACGGGUAGGUCCCGGCACUCCAGCAGGAGCAGCCAUCGCCGAUCCCAGAGUUCCCUGACCAUAUGAGGGGAGUGAAGACAACUUGACAAACUAAGAGGCCACCCCCAUCACUGCUCUGGGUACCUCGUGACCCCUCCUCUUCAGAGGAGAGAACAUGCUAGUCUGGUUUCUUCCCACUGGGCUUGCCUUCCUUCUGGGAAGCCCUUGCCGCAAGGAGUUUUGACAAAGUAGAAUGGGAAAACUCGAGGGCCUCUAGUUUUCUCCAGCUGCCAGGCAGCAUAUCUUGCAAAGCACAGAGUUUUUAAUAAGGAGGCUCUGUUUCUGUGGCAUUGAGUGCUCACAUUUUUGAUACCCACGUUUCUGACAGUUUCCACCAGUACAGCCUGUAACGCAACGCAACCAGACCACACGAUUCCAUGAAGUCUAUCAACCUAGUCAACAUCUCAGGGUACAGAAGUUUCCAGGCUUGUCAGCCCUUCAUCUCACGCCGUCAGUGCCAAGAAUUCAAGUUUCUGAGCCACCGGUGCUCACAGGGCCUCCUUGCACUCGUGGUCAAGUCGGGUCUGCUGUUUGUCUCUGGGCCAAAAGAAAACUACAUCUAAAGAGGAAAGCUAGGUAUGACCCCUGUGACAUGUCAGAGUGGGAGCGUCACAGCAAGCAUCCUGCAGGGCAUGGGUACACCAGAGAGUCCUGGUGAUGGGCCGUAUGUCCCACAAUCUGGAGAAUCUGCCACGAGGACACAGGCGGCAUUCUUCUUGAAAGCUAUUUAUUUUAUUUAUUUUUAAUUAGAAUUGCCAUCCUCCACUCCAAAGAAAUCUCUAAGGCCAGGAGAUCUUAGUGCAUCUGCACCCAGAAUAGGCCUGUAUGAUAUAGUAACUCUAAGGUGGCAUUUGGGGGGGGGGUGCUUAAAGCAUUACACCUCAUUCAUUCAAGUUACCCUAGAAUACUACCACCUGGAAGCCACUGGUACAUGCUUACAUUAGAGUCGAGGAAGUCUCAGUUCACAGGGAAAAGGAAGAUCAGAGACAUCCCAUCCAUAGAAGUCAUAAAUGCAAACUGUAAAAGAACUCCAACAUUGUAUAAAUAAGCAAAUGAAUGAUAGCAUAUAGCAUUACAAUAGGCUAUCAAAAGAAAUGGAGGUUGACCAGGCAGCCUAGCCCUAGGCUUCUUUAAGGGAAGUCAGGAACAGUUUCCUGAGCCCUCCUGUCUUAAGCGAAUGCCUGUACAUUAGGUAAGAAGCAUAGGGACCCAUGCAACAGGAGUGACAAGGCUUGAAGCCCAAGAAUCAUUGCCACCAGCUGUGAGUUGGCCUAUCACUUGAGUACGUCCUCAGCCAAGGUGCCCUAGGUGCUCAACAAACAAGCUGGCCACUGGCAGAUUGAACUGGCCCUUUGACCAUCCGCCUAGAAAACCUGGAUGGCAGAGGUCACUGGGAUUUUCAUCCCAAAGCCAAUAAACUAGCUCUCUGACCACUGUGCCACGUAAUCAUGCUGGCACCUGCCAGGGGAAGCCUACAUGAGAAUUGCUGAAGGAGGAGCAGCUAAGUACACCCAGCAAAGCAGGUGCGAUGUGAAUGUUUCCAAGUAAGGGGAUUCAGGCAAAAGUUGGAGCUCAGAGCCCUCCCUCGAUUUUUUAGGACAGAGGAUGGACUCAAGAGAUUAAAGUGUGAGUCUUUGCUCUGCCCCCAUGCUCUCUCUUAGGAUCCAGGAGCGCUGAAGUAGAACGUCACACCUGCAAAUUAGCUUAGAACUGCCCUAUCUCCCAGGCUUGACAGAGGAUCAAGUCAAAAUUACAUAAAAUCCAAUGGUGAAAAUCCUUCGACAGCUGUAAAACCUUCAGUAAUAACGCUAUACACUUCAUCUGAGAGCCAAGUAGAAAAGAACUGCUCGGAAAAGUACAAGAAUGCCUGAUGUCUGCACCUAAGUGCUCAACUAUAUCCAAUAUGCCAAUGCUGCCUCUUUUUUUUUUGGCAUACAGUCCUAGGACUGGGACUUGUUCAUUUUAAUAAAUCCUGUAUCCUGGGAAAGUGGUACAACCGGUCACCUACUCUUGCCCAUUUUUGUAAACCAAAUCAACUAUGACCAUCGUAAGUACCAUCUUACCCAGGGAAAAGUUAAAACAAUUUCCCUGUAACCAUGCUCGUGAUUGUGCUCAGUACAUUUUUAUACUUUUGUGAUCUUACUGAUUGUUUUUAAGGAAAAAAAAAAUAAACAUGGUUUUCCAUAGC